Messenger RNA from Magnolia sinica, 1925 nucleotides. Its product is annotated as phospholipase A(1) LCAT3. Gene Ontology annotation, biological process: lipid metabolic process. The transcript has 11 exons. Lineage: Eukaryota; Viridiplantae; Streptophyta; Magnoliopsida; Magnoliales; Magnoliaceae. Bases 184 to 1533 code for a protein of 449 amino acids. The record is from RefSeq and is a predicted model, not a curated record.
UCACCUAAUAAACAGAAUCAGCAGCAGCAGCAGCAGCAGCAGUUCAGCUACCAUUCUCUCUCACCAUUUUCUCUCAUUUACUCACUUAUUCAUUUCUCUCUCUUCUCCAUUCUUCCAUCCAUACUCUAAUUUCCUUCACAGAGACCGCUAUCUCCAUCGCCAUUGUGGACUCCUACCGGAGAGAUGCUCGGCGGCGACUGCGGUCUCUUCCCCUGCUUCCGCCGCAGGAAGAUCGACGAUGGAGGAUCCUCCGAUCUCAAUCCAGUCCUACUUGUGUCCGGCAUUGGCGGCUCAAUCCUCAACGCCAAGAACAAGAAGAACGGGUUCGAGAUCCGGGCCUGGGUUCGGAUCUUCUUAGCCAACCUCGAAUUCAAGAAGUGCCUUUGGUCCAAGUAUAAUCCUAAAACAGGUUAUACAGAAUCUUUGGAUGAAGAUAUCGAAGUUGAAGUUCCAGAAGAUGAUUAUGGGUUGUAUGCAAUUGACAUUUUAGAUCCAUCAUGGUUCACAAAAUGUCUACAUUUGACAGACGUAUAUCAUUUCCAUGAUAUGAUUAACAUGCUUGUCGAAUGCGGGUAUGAGAAGGGAACCUCACUGUUCGGAUAUGGUUAUGACUUCCGGCAAAGCAAUAGAAUUGAUAAAGCACUGGAUGGCCUAAAAGAAAAACUGGCUACAGCUUACGAGGCUUCUGGGAAGAAAAAAGUGAAUGUCAUUUCACAUUCGAUGGGUGGAUUGCUUAUGCUGUGUUUCCUGUCACUCCAUCAUGAUGUGUUUGCAAAGUAUGUAAAUAAGUGGAUUUGCAUUGCGUGCCCCUUUCAAGGUGCACCUGGAUGCAUCAAUGAUGCCAUUUUGACGGGAUUACAGUUUGUUUAUGGCUUUGAGAGCUACUUUUUUGUAUCUAGAUGGACAAUGCAUCAACUGUUGGUCGAAUGCCCAUCAAUCUAUGAGAUGUUACCGAAUCCAGAGUUCAAGUGGAAACAAGAACCCUUGAUCCGGGUUUGGCGAAAGGAAUCUGAAGGCUCAAACACCGAUUUGGUCAAAUUGGAAGAGUAUGGACCAACUGAAAGCAUUAGGUUGUUUGAAGAUGCUCUAAGGAAUAAUGAGAUGAAGUAUGAUGGGAAGCCAGUACCUCUGCCAUUCAAUUUCUCCAUCUUCAAAUGGGCAGCUGAGACCCGCCAAGUUCUUGACAAUGCCCAAUUACCAAAUGGGGUCAGCUUCUAUAACAUCUAUGGAACAUCAUUGGACACCCCUUUUGAUGUUUGCUAUGGGUCAGAGACCUCUCCCAUUGAGGAAUCAUCGCAAAUAUGCCAUUCGAUGCCUCAAUAUUCUUACGUGGAUGGAGAUGGGACUGUUCCAGCUGAAUCAGCAAAGGCUGAUAGUUUUGCAGCAGUCGCUAGAGUUGGAGUUGCUGCCAGUCAUCGGGGGCUUUUGGCUGACAAAGAUGUGUUUCAGCUAAUCAAGCAGUGGUUGGGUGUGAGCCAAAAAUCACAGCAUUCAAAAACUGCUAGAGUGACCGAUGAGUAUAUUCCAGGUUAGAAUGUUGUUCAAUCCGCUAUCAUUGUAUGUUGUAUGUAUGCAUGCAGUAAGAACAUAAAAAUUAAGUCAUUGGAUGUGUUUCCCUCUUUUGAUGGCCAAAGUGUUUGCACACUGGGCAUGCCCAGACUUGGUGGACAUGUAAUCUCCACCCUCCAAUGGCCGCAGAUGGAUGCUAAUUUGGCUUUUAUGGGUACCCCUUAAUCCUCUUUAGAUUGGGGAAGAUGGUGUGCACACCAACCCUCUGUACUCACUUGGGCGCAUUCAAGUGGCCCAUCCUUCUAAUUAGUAUACAUUUCCUGGUGGUGUGUACAUGGUAUCAUUAGUGUAGAUACGUGGGAAUUACCCAAUCCAGUAAGCAUUGAGUAUUUAUGAAUGAAGUCACAAACUUGUUG